AUGUCUGAACUCAACCAAAACGCUGAUGAAGAAGUGUGUCCUGAGGACAUCGAUGAAGAUGAAAUCCUGGCAAACCUGUCCCCCGAGGAGCUAAAGGAGCUGCAGUGUGAGAUGGAAGUCAUGGCCCCAGACCCCGAAGUCCCAACUGGGAUGAUACAGAGGGACCAGACGGAGAAACCUCCCACGGGGAGCUUCGACCACAGGUCCCUGGUUGACUACCUGUACUGGCAGAAGGCAUCCAGACGCAUGCUCGAGGACGAGCGAGUUCCCGUCACCCUCUUGCCCUCUGAGAGGUAUCUAAAUCCAGCCGCUAACUGUUUAUUUGAGCAGAAAGUUAAUGUAAAAAAGCCACGUUCAAUUAUUUCAGCUGUGAGGUUUUGUCUUCCUCAGAGAAGUGCUGCGGAGGAGACGGAAGGAAAGGCCGGCGGCAGCGGCCAGGCAGCCGGCGGGAGGGUGUCAGGAGCAGAGGGAAAAGAGAGACAUUACAAAAAUGAGCACUUGUCCAACUCAGGAAUGCAAUUUGGGGAGACAAAGAAAGAUGGAAGCCAUAAGGAGAGAGAGGAGGAGGAGGAUGAGAAAGAAGAAGCAGAGGAGGAAGAGGAGGAGGAAGAGGAUGAAGGGGAAGAUGAGACUAAAUUGGAAACAAAGGAGACUUAUACCAACGAGAACCGUCACAGUGAUCAGACAAGUAAGAAACCAGGUACAGAAUCAGGAGAAAGCACAGAAAAGCCAAACGGAAAUGAAAAGAAAAUAUCAAAAUUAAACAUCCCCAAAAAGUUAGCACUGGAUACCAGCUUCAUGAAGCUAAGUGCCAGGCCUUCAGGAAAUCAAACCAACUUAGAAGAGAGUUUGGAGAAAGUCCGAAAAAACAACCCAGACGUGAAAGAGCUCAACCUGAACAACAUAGAAAACAUCCCCAAAGAAAUGCUGAUAGACUUUGUCAAUGCCAUGAAAAAGAAUAAGAACGUAAAAACGUUCAGCUUGGCCAACGUGGGGGCCGACGACAACGUGGCGUUCGCCCUGGCCAACAUGCUGCGGGAGAACAGGAGCAUCACCACGUUGAACAUCGAUUCCAAUUUCAUCUCUGGGAAAGGGAUCGUUGCCAUCGUGAGGUGCCUGCAGUACAAUGAGACGCUGACGGAGCUCCGCUUCCACAACCAGCGGAGCAUGCUGGGCCACCAGGCAGAAAUGGAGAUCGCCAGGCUGCUGAAAGCCAACCCCACCCUCCUUAAAAUGGGGUACCACUUCGAGCUGCCGGGGCCCAGGAUGGUGGUGACCAACCUGCUCAGCAGAAACCUGGACAAGCAGAGGCAAAAGAGGCAAGAGGAGCAGAGGCAGCAGCAAAUGAAGGAGCAGAGGGAGUUGAUAGCGAUGCUGGAAAACGGACUUGGGUUGCCUCCUGGGAUGUGGGAAAUGUUGGGGGGACCGCUGCCCCAGCCGAGGAUGCACGAACCUCCGCAAGCCCCGAAACCACCCGUCCCCGCGGCCGUGUCUCUGAGCAAAAGGCAGGAGAGCACGAGGCAGCCGGCCCCCGAGCAGCCCGUCAGCUUCAGAGUGGUGAAGCUGAAGAAGAUUCAGCGCAAACCCGCCGUGCCGGCGUACGUGGAACCCCCCGAGAAAACCAACCUCAAAGACGUCAUCAAAACGCUUAAACCGAUUCCCAGGAGAAGGCCGCCGCCUCUCGUCGAAAUAACCCCCAGAGAUCAGCUACUAAACGACAUUCGUCAGAGUAACGUCGCUUAUCUUAAACCGGUGCCAUUGCCAAAGCAGCUGGAGUGA
This is a messenger RNA of Haliaeetus leucocephalus (bald eagle), 1779 nucleotides long. It is a transcript of the gene LMOD3, whose product is annotated as leiomodin 3 (fetal). Gene Ontology annotation, molecular function: tropomyosin binding; actin binding. The transcript is spliced from 3 exons. The record is from RefSeq and is a predicted model, not a curated record. Gene Ontology annotation, biological process: myofibril assembly; muscle contraction; pointed-end actin filament capping. The coding region runs from base 1 to 1779 and encodes 592 amino acids. NCBI's taxonomy places the organism in Eukaryota, Metazoa, Chordata, Aves, Accipitriformes, Accipitridae. Gene Ontology annotation, cellular component: myofibril; striated muscle thin filament.